GAGGUCCCAUAAUGUCAUUCAGUUUUCUCUCCUCAUUGCCCAUGGAUCACUUCCAGUGUUCGAUCUGUCUUAAUGUCUUCACGAACCCAGUCACCACACCCUGCGGACACAACUUCUGCAAGACUUGCAUCAGUGAGCACUGGCACAGCAGUGAUUUAUGUCAGUGCCCAACGUGUCAUAAAAGAUUCCAUGUAAGGCCUGAGAUGUCCACAAACACGAUCAUUGAAGAGAUUUCAGUCCACGUGAAGAGGAGAAAACUUGAGUUACCAGAAAGUCCUGAGGCAGAGAGCGGGGUGAUGUGCGAGAUUUGCACAGGAAUCAAGUUCAAGGCUCAGAAGUCCUGUCUGGUGUGUCUGACUUCGUACUGUACAGCCCAUCUGGAGCCACACCACAGAGUUCCCUCACUGAUGAGGCACACACUGAUAGAGCCGGUGGAGAACCUUGAGGAGAGAACAUGUAAGAAGCACCAGAGGAUUUUGGAGAUGUUCUGCAAAGAAGAAAAUGUGUGUAUCUGCCUGCUGUGCAUCGAGAUGGAUCACAAAAACCAUGACAUAGUGCCCAUCAAAGAAGAAGGAAAUGAACAGAAGAAAAACAUUCAGUCCAAAAAUGAAGAAAUCCAAAUGUUGGUUGAGCAGAAAAAAGAAAAGAUAAAUGACUUGAUGCGUGUCUCAGAAGAGCGCAGCGACAAAGCAAAGAAGGAGAUCGAUUUGUGCAAUAAUCUGUUUACAAAGCUGAUGAGUCAUGUUGAGGAGACACAAGCCAAACUGAAAUCGUACAUCGAAGAGAAGAUCCGAAAAUCACAAGCCAAAGAUGAAGCAAUGAUUCAAGAGCUAAAAGAGGAAAUCACACAGCUGGAGAGAAAACAAUCCCAGCUGGAAGAACUUGCACAAAGUGAAGACCACCUUCACAUUCUGCAGUCACUGCAGGCACUGUGCAACCAUUCAGAUAUGAAGGACUGGUCUCAGGUCAGAAUUUACUCUGACAUAUGUGUACAGACAGUGAGGACAGCCAUGUCGCACCUUGUGGGCACUUUCCAAAGUGAACUGAAAAGUCUUACAAAGACAGAACUGACCAGAAUGAGAGAAUUUAAAGAGUUGGUCACAUUUGAUCCAAACACUGCUGGGCCCUUACUUUGUGUGUAUGAUAGUGGACAACGCAUCAAACACAUCAAAACUGCAAGAUCUCCCACUGACAACCAAGAAAGAUUUGACCGUCCCAUGGUGUUAGGAACAAAGGGCUUCAACUCCGGCCGCCAUUACUGGGAAGCACAAGUGGGAGUGAGAUGUGACUGGGAUGUGGGCGUUGCAGUGGAAUCAGUGGACAGAAAGGACACAACAACUGUAAAUGAAGAAAAUGGCUUCUUUGCUAUUGGAAAGAGAGGAUCAAAAUAUGAAGUUCACUGCAAACUGUACAAACAGCUUUAUCUGAAUCUCAGGCCAAGAAAUAUCGGCAUUUAUGUUGAUUAUGAAAAAGGGCGAGUUUCGUUCUAUGAUGUGGAUAACAAGAUACACAUUUACUCUUUCGUGGGAUUACAUCUUACAGAGAAACUGUUCCCCUAUUUUUAUUUGUACAGCUGGGCAAAGAAAUCUGAGCCUCUAGCUAUUGAAUUGAUGUUAUAA
Messenger RNA from Thalassophryne amazonica, 1619 nucleotides. RefSeq names its product E3 ubiquitin-protein ligase TRIM41-like. The transcript has 6 exons. Lineage: Eukaryota; Metazoa; Chordata; Actinopteri; Batrachoidiformes; Batrachoididae. Gene Ontology annotation, molecular function: protein binding; zinc ion binding. The record is from RefSeq and is a predicted model, not a curated record. The coding region runs from base 12 to 1619 and encodes 535 amino acids.